Hylaeus volcanicus is the source of this 1752-nucleotide messenger RNA. RefSeq names its product WW domain-binding protein 4. Gene Ontology annotation, molecular function: RNA binding; protein binding; zinc ion binding. The coding region runs from base 309 to 1478 and encodes 389 amino acids. The transcript has 7 exons. Gene Ontology annotation, biological process: mRNA splicing, via spliceosome. Lineage: Eukaryota; Metazoa; Arthropoda; Insecta; Hymenoptera; Colletidae. The record is from RefSeq and is a predicted model, not a curated record. Gene Ontology annotation, cellular component: precatalytic spliceosome; nucleus.
GUUUACCGAGCUGCGUCGCUUUUCCUAUCAGCUGUUUCGUUUAUUGUGUUUUGGUUCAUCGUUCGGAGUCUCUUGUAAUCAAAAUGUUUACUUUCGUCUAAUAUCGAUAUUAAAAAGCGUCAGUUGCUUCAAUUACAACGGCAUGCAACGCGAUAUCAACGAACGUCCCAACGCGUAACAAAUACGAACGAAGAAGUGCAACAUUUUGAGGUUAGAUUCUCUAGUGCUCCAGUUGAAGACUGUGAACUUUCUAUCAAUAAAGUAACAUCCCACUGCUCGUGACUGAUUAAAUUGACGAGGACUAAAAUAUGGCGGACUAUUGGAAAUCCCAGGGUCGGAAAUUCUGCGAUUUCUGCAAGUGUUGGAUCGCUGACAAUAAACCCAGCAUCGAUUUCCACGAAGGUGGCAAGAAACACAAGGAAAAUGUCAGCAAACGUCUUAAGGAGAUACACAAGAAUAGCACGAAGCAGGCGAAACAGAAUAAAAAGAUCGAGGAGGACAUUAAAAAGAUGGAAAGCGCAGCCAUGGCAGCUUACCUGAAAGACGUCGAAAACAACACCAGAGACAUGACUGCUGACAGAAUUAUCGAGGAGAAGAAGAACAGGGUAGAGAAGAAAGAAACGCCAAACUACAAUCGCAUGCCUCCAGCCGCUCCAGAAACUAAUCCUAGGUUCAAAGGUAGAAGUCAACAGUUUUCUCAGGAGAUCGAUCCGUGCGAUCCAACUUUAUCGCGAAACACCGUGGAGCAUCAUCCGAGAACCCAACACAGGCCCGAGAACAAGGCUCCGGGAAAGAGCAAAACGAACAAAGGGAAGGGAAAGGGGAAGAAAGCUCACGAGGACGAUCGUCCCGCGAAACCUGUGCAAAAACUUUGGUACGAGGCACGCAGUCCCGAAGGAUACACUUACUAUUGGCACAUCGAAACCAACGAGUCCGUUUGGGAGCCACCAACCGAGGGAUACAUGACGUUCGCGGAACAAGAAGAGGAAGCGAAGGAGCAGGCUCUUCAGGAGACGUUGCUCGAACAACUCGAACAGGAAGAAGCUGUCGCGAAGGCAGAGAUUCUCGAAGAGAAGCGAGCCAACGCUGAAAGGGAGCAUUUGAAGCAACUGAGGAAGCUCAAAGACAUCCAACGGGUCCAGAACGACAAAGCUGACGAGCAAGUGGAAACCACCGAAGAGGAAAGUCGACCAUACAGAAGAGACUACAGUAUCCCCGAGAAGUCUCAUCCCUAUGGUCCUUGGCAGACUGUUCGAAUCACUGAAACGAAACCGGUGGACUUGCAGCUACCCCAACACAAGCAACCGCAACUUCCUGUAUUCGGGAAAGCGGAGGCGCCUCCCGUGCAAAGAACGUUCAAAGAAAAAAUACUGACUCAAGUAGACACAGGCGACAGCGACGAGGACAGUCGACCAACCACGUUCAAGAAACGAAAAAUUGGCAACAAAAACGUACGGAAACGAAUAAACGAUGACUGAUAGCCCAACGGACGCGACUCUUCGUCGCGAUUAUUCCAAUCUAUUCAGGAAAUGAUACGCAUGAAACAUUACGCUACGUCCAUUUUAUCAAACGACGUAUCGUUCAAUCGUUUCUGCCAGUUACAUGGUCAAUCGACCAGUAUAAAUGCCCCAAGGAUCGUUGCGAUCCCUUUUUAAUGUAACUAUAACGAUGAACAUACUGUACAUCGCACUUAAAAUGCGAUCACGCAUAAAUAUGUGUGUACAUACAAGGUAUAUAAAGCAACAACACGAA